This is a messenger RNA of Paramecium tetraurelia, 1417 nucleotides long. RefSeq lists its product as uncharacterized. Gene Ontology annotation, cellular component: box H/ACA snoRNP complex. Gene Ontology annotation, biological process: mRNA pseudouridine synthesis; rRNA pseudouridine synthesis; box H/ACA sno(s)RNA 3'-end processing. The record is from RefSeq and is a predicted model, not a curated record. The transcript is spliced from 5 exons. Gene Ontology annotation, molecular function: RNA binding; pseudouridine synthase activity. NCBI's taxonomy places the organism in Eukaryota, Ciliophora, Oligohymenophorea, Peniculida, Parameciidae.
AUAAUUAAAAAAAAGAAAUCAAUGGCUACAACCAAGGUAAAAAAAUCAAAAAAAGUUGAAGAGGUUGAAUAGGUUUAAGAUGAGGAUGUGAUAAAGUCCACUCAUUAGGGACCUAAAAUUGAUUCCUCAAAUUGGCCAUUGUUAUUGAAGAAUUAUGAAAAGAUGAACAUAUUGACCUCACAUUAUACACCAAUUCCAAGUGGAUCAACUCCAUUAAAGAGACCAUUAAUAGAACAUUUGAAAUACGGUGUGAUAAAUCUUGACAAGCCAUCAAAUCCAUCAUCACACGAAGUUGUAUCAUGGAUCAAGAGAAUAUUAAAAGUUGAUAAGACCGGCCAUUCAGGGACACUUGAUCCAAAGGUUACAGGAGCAUUGAUCGUGUGUCUGAAUAGAGCAACAAGACUAGUGAAGGCAUAGUAAUCAGCUGGUAAGGAGUACGUCGGAAUAAUAAGAUUACAUGAUGCAAUAUCAUCAGCAGCUAAGUUGGAGAAGGCUAUUUAGGAUUUGACAGGAGCUGUAUUUUAGAAGCCACCUGCGAUUUCAGCAGUGAAAAGAGAAUUAAGAGUUAGAACAAUUUAUGAGAGUAAAUUGUUUGAGUAUGACCCUGAAAAGAGAUUGGGAAUCUUUUGGAUGAGUUGUGAAGCAGGAACAUACGUGAGAACUCUAUGUGUUCAUUUGGGUUUGUUAUUGGGAGUAGGAGGUCACAUGGAAGAGUUGAGAAGAGUAAGAUCAGGAAUAUUGGAUGAGAACAAGUACAUGGUCUCAAUGCAUGACGUAUUGGAUGCCUAAUAUCGAUAUGAAAAAUUUAAGGAUGAAUCCUAUUUAAGACAUGUGAUCAUCCCAUUGGAGGUUCUCUUGACCAAUUACAAGAGAAGAUAGGUCGUUAAGGAUUCCACUGUUAAUGCUAUUUGUUAUGGAGCAAAACUAAUGGUUCCAGGAGUUCUUAGAUUUGAUGAUAAGAUCGAUAUUGGUGAUGAAAUUGUGUUGAUCACAACCAAAGGAGAAGCCAUUGCUGUAGCUAUUGCUUAAAUGACAACAGGUGAGAUUGCAUCAUGUGAUCAUGGAGUCGUUUGCAAAUCCAAGAGAGUCAUUAUGGACAGAGAGACCUAUCCAAGAAAAUGGGGUACUGGACCAAGAGCUCUUAGAAAGAAGGCUUUGAUUAAAGAGGGGUUACUUGAUCCACAUGGAAAACCAAAUGCCAAUACUCCCUAAGAUUGGUAGUAAUUCUACGUUACUGAAGAAAACAAUAAUAUUCUUAAGGAGGAAUAAUAACCAAAAGUGUAAAAGGAAGAGGAAGUAGAGGUACCUGAGGUUGUGGAAAAGCCCAAGAAAAAGAAAAAGUAGGUUGUUUAAGAGGAGGAAGAAUGAUUUAAUAUGUUUAAGAUUAACAAUAUAAAAAGUAUAAUAAAUGAUGAAA